GCUCCAGGAGGCAUCAGGCAGCCCAUUGUCGUCAUUCCUCAGCCCGUCCUUCCUAUCCAAGAAGAAAGCAGUCCUUAUCCAAGACAGUCUAUCUUAUCCGUAGUACGUACUGUAAUAUCUGUCUGGAUCACGAUGUGGUGUUUUGUGUCACGUUGCCCAAGACGCCCCUUUUCCGUCGACCCAAUCACCGCCACGGAUCCUCAGGGACACUGCCGUCCCGUCUGCCAUCUAGGCGGCCUACCCCGCUGUUACCAGUACCUGAGCCGCACUCGCAGCCCCUGAAAAGUGACAUAUGCCAGUGGUGCUGAACAGACUAACAGUGGACAGCUGGCUGCUGCCAGAAGAAAGUGGCCCUGAACCCCUGACCUGCCCGCGGAUCAUCUCUGCGCGUGGAGUCCAGUCCCGUCAAUUGGGCGACAAGGACUGGAGUCCAGUCCCAGGACUCGGAAGAUUAGAUUUGGCUGUGCUUCUUUUUUUCCUUCCAUCUGCUGCCGUGCCGCUGUCUCUGUCUGUCUUGACUCACUGCCGUGAUCCAGACUCGACCCCUUCGUUGCUGUAUUCCCGUCUCGCCUCCGAAACGCAGAGCGAGCGAGCAGAAACCAACCUCGCCUUGCUUCUGGCCCCGUUCAGCUUCCAUGCACUAACUAGUUCCGACUCCUGCAGCCGAUCAGGCACAAUCUGCAGCCAGUCCACCCACCGACCGACGCAAGGGACCUCCUGCAUUGGGGGACUGGACGUGGCCAAGCGACCGGACGGGCCACUCGCUCGCCUGACGUCCGUUUCACUACGACAGUAGUCUUCAAGAGUCAUGGCGUCUCCGCCACUGCCUACCGAUGCGCCAUCGAUACCGACGCGCACACGCUUCAAUUCGACGACGACGCACGGCGCCAGCAGUAGCUCGCGACGACGAUCGGUGCAAGGCGGCGCGGUCGGUUC
Molecule: messenger RNA, 936 nt
Organism: Emericellopsis atlantica
Lineage: Eukaryota; Fungi; Ascomycota; Sordariomycetes; Hypocreales; Bionectriaceae
Exons: 1
Coding region: 293-796 (167 amino acids)
Source: RefSeq, a predicted model, not a curated record